AUGAAAUAUGAUGUUGCUAGAAUUUGUGAUAGGUGUAAUGUGUAUAAAGAAGCCAAGUCUAAGACCAAAUCACAUGAUUAUGUGCUUACAUGGUAUAUGCCAAACACCAUUAUUAGUGAUAGGAAUGUCAAGUCUUUGAGCUACUUUUGGAAAACUGGGGAAAGUUGGGAGGACUGCUUGCUGCACUUUGAAUGUGCAUAUAAUCGUAGUGUUCAUUCUUCUACUAAUUUCUAUUCUUUUGAGAUUGUUUACAGUUUUAUUCCAUUGAGUCCUCUAGAUUUAAUUCCUUUACCUUUGAGUGAACAAGUGAAUCUAGAUGGAAAAAAGAAGGCAGAAUUUAUGAAGGCUAGAAAGAAUGAACAAUAUGCAAAACAAGCCAAUAAUGGGCGAGUGAAAGUGGUGUUUGAGCCUAGCGAAUGGGUGUGGGUUCACACACACAAGGAGUGUUUUCCAACCAAUAAACAAUCCAGACUUUUGCCAAGAGGAGAUGGACUAUUUCAAGUCCUCAAGUGCAUCAAUGACAAUGCCUACAAACUAGAUUUGCCUGGUGAGUAUGGUCUUAGUGCUACCUUUAAUGUUACUAACUUAUCUCCUUUUGAUUUUGAUGGAGGUUUUGAUUUGAGGGAAAAUCAUCUUGAAUAG
Ricinus communis (castor bean) is the source of this 642-nucleotide messenger RNA. RefSeq lists its product as uncharacterized. Gene Ontology annotation, molecular function: nucleic acid binding. The transcript is spliced from 3 exons. Bases 1 to 642 code for a protein of 213 amino acids. The record is from RefSeq and is a predicted model, not a curated record. Lineage: Eukaryota; Viridiplantae; Streptophyta; Magnoliopsida; Malpighiales; Euphorbiaceae.